UGGUUUAUUUGAAAGCGUAAAGCACGCAACUCCGCCAUUUAAAUCUUUUAAAAAGUCGUGUGUUCCUGUUUAUCAGAAGGUGAGGCUGAAGUCACACGGAGCAACGGCUGGAUUUGCCUUAUUUAAGCAGGUAACCUUUUAAUAAGAAAUAUGGGAACGAGUGAGAGCAAGAUGGCUGUGUCUGCAGACACAAAACCAGAACCAGCCAUCAAAAAGACGCACGUGAGUCACCUGAUCGAUCCACGCUCUCCCUCAACUUUGAUUGAUCGAACACCCAUUCAGGUGUGUGGACAGGAGUCCAACACUCUUGCAGCAGUGAAGAGGGAGGGUCUCCUGGCCUUCAACGAUCCCCGGUCACCUACCAUUGGCAUCACCCGCACCCCUAUGAGAGAUGUCAUGAGAGCGACUGUCGGGUCUUUUGCCCGCCGCCUGGGCAUACUCUUCCACAGCGAGGCUGAAGGCAAAGUCCCUGAAGACCCCCAGAAACGCUCCAGUGACUCUGUGGACGAGGUCCCCGUAGGUGGAGAGCUGACCUCAGCACAGCCGCUUCUCACUCCUCGCCGGACGAACGACUUGAGCUCCUUAGCCGAACACGCUAACCUCCUGGCCACGCCUGUUCAUGCUCCUCAGCAGUUCGUGGGCGCCUCAAGCCCCUUUGAGCUUCUCUGGGAUCCCCAGGUGGAGGUGGAGGUAGAGACCGAAGCAGAUAUUACCCUAGAGGAAGCGGAAGAAGCGAGAGAGACCCCGUUGCACAAGAGACUGAGCAUGAGCCUCAUAACGUGCCAUGAGGGAGCCCCUUCAUCUCAAGUCUUUGCAGAGGUCCACCGUGAAAGUCCUGCUUGCUCAGAACCUAACGUGGCAAAGGACCAAGUCGGGGAUGAGGUGGAUCACUUGUACGCCCUCCCCUCCAUUACAGUUCAGCCAGAGUCCUCCACCGAGUCUCCAGAGGAGGCAGAGAAACGGCCGUCUGCUCAGGAAACCGAAUCCCCUCCGCCUCGCUCAGAGCAACCGGCUGCCCCGAGUCCAGAGCAGCUACCGGUGUGCACAGGUAUCCGCUGCCCGUCCUUCGAUACCAAGAGCCCCAGUCAGCUGGAGUUCAAGCCACAGUGGUUGGGAAAAGGCUUUGGUGCCACUGGGCUCAGAUCAAGAGGAGUGCAGGGGAACAGGGGAGGCUCGUCUCCUCUCGCUGUCCGUGUGGCGGUAAAGAACGCAAACCACGAAAACAAGGGGCAGUCUGGAAAACUCAAGCCUAAAGGUACUGAGGGCCGCUCUCCACUGCAGAUCCUCAACGAGACCAACUCUCCCCGAGACCAACGUUCUCAGAUGAAGCUGAAGGGGUCCAGUCAGUCUAAGCAGAGACUUGGACAGAUGGACCGCAGAAUGCUGGUGUCGACUCUGGGCAAGGAGAACCAAUGAAGGAAGAUGCAGCGUCUCACCCUCUAUACAUUUCUUUAAAAUAUGCUUUUAUGUGUAUAGCUAUUCAAAAACUAUAUUUGAAGUAUGUGUAUAUUUGACUUUUAUCUGCCAUCUGUUGCAGUUUUUCACUAUGCUUGGCCUUUUUUUUUUGUAAAUGUAAAAACUCCCAGUCCAAGCUUGUUUUUGUUUUUUUUACUCCUUUUCUGUAUCCUUUUCUUUUGUGAGUGUGCUUUACCUGGUAUAUUUUGUUCCUUUUGGUCUGAGACCUUUUUAAAAAUUCUGUCCAUAUAUAAAAUUUGUAAAAAUGUUUUUAAUUAUUAACGGAAUAAAGGUUUAACACUAAAAGUUCA
Fundulus heteroclitus (mummichog) is the source of this 1766-nucleotide messenger RNA. RefSeq names its product cell division cycle associated 3 (gene cdca3). Lineage: Eukaryota; Metazoa; Chordata; Actinopteri; Cyprinodontiformes; Fundulidae. The transcript is spliced from 6 exons. The record is from RefSeq and is a predicted model, not a curated record. The coding region runs from base 151 to 1416 and encodes 421 amino acids.